UACGGCUUCCUACUCCCUGCACGAAACCGCGUGUGGUCACUGUGCUGCUGGAAAAAGUGCAUCAUCUUAUCAUAUUGAGUUCAAAUCAGUGCGUACGUUUUACUUGCGGUAUUAUCCGAUUUUGCCCUCGCUGUCUGCAUUGUAGGCCUUCGCAAGCCGGUCCUCAUCUUUUCGUUGUUCUUACCUUUUCUUCAUUGCUGUCAAGAUGGUUAGAAAAGUUGUGGGUGUGCCUUCGGGUCUUAAAACAGCUGAUUCAGUUUACCUAUGCGGCUUAGAGAGAUGCUGUAUACCUGUAACCGACUUGUCGGGUGGUAUGCAAUGCGAUCUUUGCGGUAGAUGGUUCCAUGAGGCAUGCACCGGUUUGCCUGCUGAUCAGUAUGCUCUCCUGGCAAGCAAUGAGAGGUUCCUUUAUAGCUGUGAAGAUUGUUUUAAGCUGAAAGCUGAGCGCUUUGUAACCACGAAAGACUGCUUCGAUUCGCUCGUUUCCAGACUGACAAAUAUGGAACGAGUGUUUUCUUUGCUGCUGACAACUUUGGAUGGGAAAGUUGAAGGUUUACUAGAUCGUCUGACACCAUCCGUUGUUCACGCCCAGGUGAAAUUAGCGGACAGUAACACGCAAACGGAUUCAGUCGACUUAACACCCUAUCCAGCAACUGAUUGUGAGCUAGUUGGCGCUGAACAGUUGGAAAGAACCUUGCCAGCGAAACGUAAGCCGAGCAAGAAGAAGAAAACUGUAAACUUGCAAAAUGCGGUAGUCUCGGAGUGUACAGUGGAUCAGGUAAGCACGUCACUUGCAGAGCCUUCAGUACUGAGUCCUUCGGUGUCUCCUCCCAAAGACUCUUCGUACGCAGCUAGUGCAUCCAAGCAACCAGCCACCCAGUCGCAUGAUUCUAUGACUGUGGCGCGUGGAGUAGGCACCCCCCGCCGCAGUGACUCCUACACUGAUAGCAGUGUCAUCUUUAGGAAUGUCACGGAGUCCACCGCAGCUCUUCCAAAGGAGCGAAUGCUUGCUGACCUGCAAUGGUUUAAGAUUUGCAUUUCUAAACUGCUACCGCCCGGGUUUCCUGGCGUAACUGUACGGAAACUCAUUAGGCUUGGGUCUGUGCCGGUCGAUGCUUCGGGCGUCAAACCCCGUUUACUGAGAGUGGUUCUUUCAACACCGGACGAGCGUAAUACGCUUCUGCGUUUCGCUUUUAAACUCAAGGGUUCUGGGGUCAGUAUGCAACCUGACCUCCCAUUGACUGAUAGGUUGAAAUUGAAGGCCGCCAUAAAGGACCUCAAAGCCCGUCGCGAGGCGGGUGAAACUGGUCUUCGAUUGGUGGGUUUUCGGGUGGUGAGCCGGAGGUCUACUUCCGCCCUUUCAGAGCCCGUUCUGGUGGCACCCGAUCCCCGGCUCACGAUCCCAAUUUGCUUAAAGUAGUCCUCAGCAACGUGC
Messenger RNA from Dicrocoelium dendriticum, 1435 nucleotides. The record is from the annotation of a GenBank genome assembly. NCBI's taxonomy places the organism in Eukaryota, Metazoa, Platyhelminthes, Trematoda, Plagiorchiida, Dicrocoeliidae.